AAGGCGGCUGUGUGUGUUGGCUGACAGGAAAAAGGCAAUUUAAAAGAUCUGGAAUGAAGGAAACGGUAUUAAAAUCCAACAGAAUGCAAACUGGAAAUGCGAGAGGUCCAGCAACAGCAACAACAACAAAAAACCCUUGACACUGUUCAGCUGUGCAAAGCACAUCCUAGCGGUUAACCUAUUGCUUUCUUGAAUACAAUUGUUCAGCUGGAGUUUCUGUCACUGUUGCGGGAUAGAGUUUUCUUCCAAGCGGUCAGGCACUGCUUCUUGGAGGGCUUUUUGUCUGGUCCUGGGACCCAUAACUUCUUGCGAGUUGAUGCCAUGGGGAAGCUCCAGUCCAGAAAUGAUGGAAAGGACUUGAAUGAUCUGUGGGAAAACACCCAUUCAUCCCUCGAUGUCCUGCUGACAAAAAGUAGCCACGGUGACUGUUCCUACAAUGUGGAAAUGGGACGAAAUUAGAAACUUGGGGUGGCCAUGGCUUGCCGGUACAUUCUGCCUGGCCGGAGGUGGUGUCGACUUCGCCCGUUCCUGGUGGUGCUGGUGCUGGCCGCCUGUCUUUUCUACCAGACCUUGACACCUUCAAGAACUCGGAGAUCCCUUUCAGUAAUUGGCAAUGGAGUUCUACCAGACGAAGCAGCUGAGAUGCAGCCUGGGAGGUACAAGGAGGUCUCUGCAAGUCAUGUCCGUUGCUUCCUUCCUUCAAGCAACCUUCAAGGAUGGAAGGAGAUUGAGGAUGCCAUUUUUAAAUACUUUAGAAGCCAGGCAAGAGCAGUGAUACUGUACAUCCCCUCUUCCGGCAGUAAACAAGACCUUCAGUUAUAUCGGCACAUCCUUACACAACACAGUUAUACAGUUACAGUUCUUGAAGACAGGAAACUGAGCAGACAUGAAAUCCCCAAUCCAGAUGAUUUAAGCUCUUGGGAUCUGUUCCUUUGCCUGUCUUCCACCAAAGCUGACCAUGAAACUUGCUUAAAUACAGUGGAAUCACUUCCAACAAGGUUAUUGCAGAAGGCAAAUGCCGUCCCCCAAAUACAGCGCCUGCUUUGCAGAAAAGAAGGAUUGUGCCAGAUAGUGAGAACAUUUCCAGAUUUGCAUCUUCCAAUUGCUCUUCCCGCUUGCCCAGAAUCAAACAUUCUACCUCUUCGUACUGUGAAGUCUCAUGAUAAUAAUCAAAGGACAAGUUUGACCCAAAUGUUGUAUCAGCGAAUCAGGAAUAUCCAGCCAUAUCAGAUACCCAUUGAAGAUGACCAUAAAGAAACCUUUAAAAUGCAAGACAUUUCAGUCAUCAUCAAAGUGUAUGUCCUGGUGACAUCUUUAACACCUUUGAGGGCAUUCAUUCAUUCCACUGGCGUUGUCUGGUAUCCACCCAAGAAGAAGAGUUUUUCCGUCAAGCUGCAAACCUUUUUUGAGACCUUCUUAGCAGCUAGUUCCCCACAGCAGGCUCUGGAUGACAUGAAAGAGGCAAUAAGAAAACUCUUAUUGAUAACUGAAGUUUUCAGUGAAGCACCUUCAUCUAGACCAAAGGCCUCGAGACAAUGCAGUUCAUGUUUUCAGAUGCUAACCUUCGAUGUUGGGUUCAGCCACUCUGUGCAUCCGGUUAUUCUUGAGGUGCAUGAACACUUUGACUUUGAUGCAAAUUUCCAGGACCAAACUCUUAAAGCAACCCUUCUUGAAGAUACUUUCAGGAUUCUCUUAUCAAAUCAGACUUCUUCCUCUGCUUUCCUUGAGGCUUUGCAGAAUGUAUACCAAUCAGCAGGAAUUAAGAACGAGUAUCACUGGAAGGAACCUGACCAUUGUCUAACAUUAGAAGAACUAAAUCCAUUGACCAGUUUUGUCAAAGAGCUUCAGAAUAUAGGGCAAUUUGAACUGCUUUUCCCUUCUGCUGUUCCCAAGGUCCAUUUUUUGCUGCAUGACCUUUAUCGUAUGGUGAAUCCAGAGGGAAAACUUGGCUCAAUCCUGGCUGUGCAUUGGCUCCUUUCAAACUUACUUGAACAUUUGCAAAUCAGUAACAAAGUAGUACACACAAAUCUUCCAAGAAGGCAAAACAAGGAUUCCAGAAAUGUGUCUUGGAUGAAAGGCAGAUGGCCAAAGCACAGGACUUCUUACUCAGAAAAGGGUAGCAUUAAAACAAGAGUGUCUUCCCCAAUCCAUGAAAAACCCAAAGAAUUUAGUUUUCCAAAUCUGGCUAAGGAAAUAUUCUGCAGUCAUGAUAAAGAUACCCUAUCUCAUAUUAGGCAGAUCUUCACCAGUCCACAUUUGGACUUAAAUCCUAAUUUUGACCCAAAGAUAAAAGAAUACUACUCUGAAGUUCCGUUUGAUGUAGUGACAGUAAAGAUUAAAGCAGAGCCUGCGAAUUGUCAGUGUGAAGUUCACUUGGAUGAGAAGAAAGGACCAAGUGGUGCAAAUUACCCUCUUGGACUAGGAAUAAACAGAGUAAAUAUUCUUGUAACAGAUGGAUCUCAAUCACUGCAUGAGGUUGUGAGCAUCUACAAAAUCAUCAUUUAUCGAGAAGACCGUCCAAGCCUGCCAUUGUUUGAUGACUUCGUGCUGUGUGGUUUUGUGCAGGAUUGUGGCUCAGUAAUUCAUCCAAAGGAAUCCUGUGGUUUGCAACCUCUCUCAACUGAAUACCUGUCAGUCAUUUCACAGCCACAGUUGAAAACAUGUGAAAUGGGGGACAUAAAAGGACAAUGGAUUGUGCCUUGUCUUAGUUGUUUUGACAACAGAACCUGUGACUGGAGACAAAUAACAUGGCAGCCGCACAAUUGCCAGUAUCCUGUCCUGAACAAAUCAGAACUCCAACAAUGUGUAGAAAGAAAAAAGGUUCUUUUCAUUGGUGAUUCAACUAACAGAGGGAUGAUGUAUUACUUGAUAGAGAGAGUGAAUGAGACCCUUCAAGAGUGGCAAAAGGCUCAUGACAUGAAGUUUUAUCAUAAUGUAAACAAUGGGAACACUUUUAUUAGCUACUCGUAUUAUCCCCAGUUUUGGAUCAGUGUAAACCAAAGACCAACAUUUGAAGAAGCUCUUGAGCAGCUGCUACUCAGAUCACAGCCACUAGAGAACACAGCCCAGACUAUAUUAGUUGUUGGUGGUGUCCAGUGGCUGAAUUUCAAUCACUUACAUAUUAUUCAAAAAGUGCUGAAGCGAGCAAAUCUCUCAAAUAUCCUGGUAGUAAUAAAAUCCCUGGGAAUGGGCUUUCACCUGCCAGUGGAUGGAGUGCACUCGUUGUCACCGGCAGAAGUGCAGAAUUUGUGGAAGGAAAAUCUAGCUAUUUUGAACACUGCAAAACAAUAUGGCUAUGACGUGGUUGAUACUUUUAUUAUUACUAUGGGACGGUACAAGGAAUUUUUGCAAGGGAAGUGUGGAUGUCAUUUUCAUGAGGUGGUGAAAUUUAAAACAUCUGACGGAAGCUCUCCCAUGGCCAUGACGUUAUCAAGGCCUUACGCCCUGGGCAAAUAUUUCAACAACCGAAGCAACCUGAUGAAAUUGCGAGCCUAUGCAUCCAAUUCUCAGUCCCCUUAUCACGUGAGAGGUCCAAUAAACCAAGUGUAUUCAGAAAUACUCCUCAGCAGGAUCUGUGCAAAUGACAGAACGAUUGCUGGAACAUAACUUCGUUGGACUGAAAUGUAGAGAACCAGCUGACCUACUUUCCUGUGUGGCGAUCCACAAGCCAUACCAGAUUUAUUACACACUUCUCCAAGCGGCUGAACAUACCAGCAUAACUCAAGACAUGUGGCAGUUUCCGCAAAGCCUUAUAAAAUCAAGAUGUGUCUCCAUAUAUCUGUGGUUUCAGACGGGAAGACAGGGAAGCACAAGACGAGGGAGAAAAGUUAUCUGAAAUGUAGCCAAGAAUUUAAAGGAGUUGUAAGCUAAGUAAAUGCAUUAUUCUAUGAAAAGAAAUAUAUGCAUUUUGUAGAGACUAUUCAAGUAAAGGUACGAAUUAUGAUGAUAUAUCACCUGUAAAGAAAAAUCGCAUUCCACUUUAAAGAGUUUUAUGACGUUGCAAAAUGGCAGUAUAGAAAUAGGCACAUAAAAGCAGGCACAUUUGUAUGGACAGAACUAGAUGUGCUCUUCCUACAUUUGCACAGAGAGAAUGAUGACACAAGCUCUCUUCCGCUGUUGUUCUAAGAGCCAAAGAAGACACGAACCUGGGAGUUCCGGAAUUGGAGUUCUUGGCAUCUUUUUCUUAUCCAAAUCAACCUGGGUGGGGUGGAAUGAACUGAUAUAUAUAUCAGGGCUGUAGGUUCACCCCGUUCCCACACUGCACUCCAGCGCUAAUAGAAAUCAUACUCACACCCCAUGGCUGCUUUAUGGAUAAAAAAAAGGACUCCUAUCACAUCACAUCUAGUUUGGCCCUUCGUACAGUGUUUCUUAUUUCACUGUCCUUUGUUGUUCCUGUGCUUGACUUUGUGUGUUUAUAUGUGCAGCUUCUCCUUGCAGUUUAUGAAACAUUCU
Elgaria multicarinata webbii is the source of this 4452-nucleotide messenger RNA. RefSeq names its product cadherin like and PC-esterase domain containing 1 (gene CPED1). NCBI's taxonomy places the organism in Eukaryota, Metazoa, Chordata, Lepidosauria, Squamata, Anguidae. The transcript has 24 exons. Bases 475 to 3606 code for a protein of 1043 amino acids. The record is from RefSeq and is a predicted model, not a curated record.